Messenger RNA from Capsicum annuum, 2582 nucleotides. RefSeq lists its product as uncharacterized. NCBI's taxonomy places the organism in Eukaryota, Viridiplantae, Streptophyta, Magnoliopsida, Solanales, Solanaceae. The transcript is spliced from 3 exons. The coding region runs from base 211 to 1278 and encodes 355 amino acids. The record is from RefSeq and is a predicted model, not a curated record.
UUCAUGUUUAUAUUCAAAUUGUUGAUCUUCAUUCUCUAGCUUUUUGUUUGCAGAAAUUCCCCUUCUAUGUUGCUAAUUUACAUUUUCAUGCAAACGUGAAACCACUAGUUACUAAGAUUCAAAUAAAGGUGUUACGGAUAUCUUAGUAGUAAGAUUUUCUCGACUUGUCAAUACCAUUGAAGAGUUGUGUUGAUCAAAGGGGAAGGAAGAAUGGAGAAUGUGAAGCCAGUAAGGAGGCAUUUUGAUUCUCAUUUAUCAGCUUCUUCUUCUUCUGAUUCAUCUCUAGAACUAAGUACACAUCCAAAGGAGUCUCUUGGAGAUAUAUAUACCAAGCCUGAAGAAGAUGCUUUUGUGUCUGCGAGUUCAGCAGCCUUGUCUUUUCUUGAUGUUUCUUCUCAGACACCUCAACGGAGCGUGAUGACUACAUCUCCGUGUGCUGAAACAGGAAAUGUGCUAUCUCCCGAUGCCUUUCCUCAGAAUCUUGAGCCAACGAAAUCACCUCCGUCACACACUAUGGAUCAUCCUCCAGGUUAUGAUCCUAAUCGUAUUCCAAAAUCCAUUUUUUCAAACAGGCCAACCACCUCAGAAUGGAGUACUGCUUCAAACGAAUCAUUAUUUAGCAUUCAGAUGGGAGCCAAUAGCUUCUCUACAGAUUAUUCUCACAUGCUAAAUAAAUCAGGAGAACUUCCUGAGGAAUGGAAAAAUUCAACAGCCAAUCCAUAUUAUGCAUCUGAAGUUAAAUACAAUGACAAUAAGAGCUUAUCUUCCCCUCUUCCCUCUCUUAUCGAAGUUAGCAAAGAUAACAAUAGAAAAAGUUCAAGAACUUUGGAAGAUACUGAUAUACAAGAGAAGAAUGUCGAGAACCCCAAAGUGGUACCAGAGGAAAAACCUGUGAAUAAUAUCAAACAAAAAACAACUAAUAUCAUUGAUGAGCCUGCUGCCACCACAACCAACAGGGCUGAUGAAAGAGUGGUUCCUUCAACUGAGGCAACUCAUAUUUCUUCAUCUGCACAUGUUUCUUCACCUUGCUACUCCGAGGCAAGUGGAAACAGCAGCAGUUCCUUUGCUUUCCCAAUACUAGUAAACGAUGGAGGGAAAAGAAACUCGCUGAAAAGUCCCUCCGAGAAAGUACCUCAAGCUCAACCUCGACCUCAACCUCAACCUGAACCAGAGUUCCAACCUGCAAAGCAGCCACAGCAAAAGCAAUCAGAACCACAGCCGAGAGUAGCAGAGAAAAGUUGGUGUUUGUGGUUCUCUUGUUGGCCUCGCUGUUGUUGAUAUAUGUUUUUCGGUCCCCUAUAUGUUGACAAGAAAGACUAAAUUAUUUGCUCUUCAUCAACGACACUCCUUUUCUGAAAUGAGGAACUGAAAAUUAGGACUGUCUUCAAGGUGAAUCUUGAAUUCUCUUUCAGCAUGUGCGAGCAGUCGAUUUUGAAUAAAAUCGGUAGAGGUCAGUAUAACAAGAUGAUAUAAUCUUAACUAAGAAUAUGGGAAUGCGUGAGGUUGAGGAUCCUUAAUAUUGUAAAUGUUGAUCGGCUGAAUCUUCUUAAAGUUUGAACAUUUUGCCCUCUCAAGAAGUAUUUGAUGAGCGUGCUUGCUUUUACGGAAAAUAUUGGUCUAACAUUCUUUAACUACCAUAAGUUUAAAUGGUCUUCAUUAAUCACAUUAUACGUAUCAUGGCCAAGGAGUAGGUGUGUUUCAGCUAAAAUUGUACAACUUUGUAAAGGUGAGGUUCUUUUUCUAGGAUGAAUAUUUGCAGAUUUUAGUGGCCAACAUAUAGCGGGUGCCAGGCCCAGCAGUAUCCAGCACCUAGUUAGACUCAAGCAGGCCCAAUUGCAUGACAUGACAUUCCAUUGAAGACGCACUAAGCCUCAAUUAAGUACGCUUUUGACCUUGUCAGACCAGGUCAACCCUCAACGUUCAUUUGCCCUGAGACAUCUGCAACAAGCUCACCAAACUUUAAGGCAACGUGCUCCUCCCAACUCUCCGUCAUCCCUCCAUUCUAGCAACACCAGAACUCUGCUGCUUGAAUCUCUCGCUAUUAUAAGUUGUCAUUGCUGACCUAUUUAGUUUUCAUCUUGUAUUGGCCGCUUUAACACACCACUUUAACUCUCCAAACUCGGAGAUGCGCUACUGUAUAACUUUUAACUGCUUUCCUUUUUAGCUUUUGUCCAUUUCGUACAUGCUAAUGCAGUCAGUGAUUAUGCGCGGUAGAUUUUAGAAUCGAUAUAGAUUCAACUCGGAAACAGUUUAUGCUGCCCCGUUAAACGUCAUAUAUUUCGUUCAGCUGAAUACAUCUUUCCAGUGGGAUUUCAUGGCCAUUGAUGGUAGCAAAUUAUGGGGAUGAGCUAGCCAAAAUGUAGCUCGCGUUUGGCCAUAGAUCCCCAAAUAUUUGUUUGGCAAGUCAUUUUUGGGUAAGGAUUUGGGUGAAGUUCCACCAUAUAUUUGACUAUAGUAUUUGAGAAACUUAUUUCACUUUUAAAAGUUACCAAAAAAUGAAACUUGACCAAAUACUAGUUUUUCUACUAUUUGGGAGUUUGGAUUAUUUGCCAAAAAUAUUUAUCAAACAAUGACAAAUUGUA